AUGAAGCUUGAAAUUGGAGAGCCUCCAUACGAGCUGGAGGAGAACGAGAUCAUCGUAAAAGUCGUUAAAAACCGCGGAAAUACUUUUGAAGUGCAGGUGCCAGCGUCUUGCUUGGAUAGGGUCAGGCAGGUUCUACCUGAAGCCACUGAAGAGCUUCUCGUAGGGCUGUCUCCCCGUCUUCGUAACCAGUAUUUUAUUAAACGAGGUGGAUACGCAGUUGCCACUAUCGAGCAAAGAGGCAAACUGCAAGGAGAAAUCUCGAAUGUGUGUGGUGACGAGAGACAAUGGCAGAAACAAUCGUACUGGCCGCUUGAGUAUAAAACAACAAAUGCUGGCUAUGACACCCUUGAUCUGCCUCCUAGCGACGAGGAAUCGGACUAUGAAACAGACGAGGAGGAAGGAGAAGAAGAACCGGCCGUGCAGUUCUUGUCAUAA
This is a messenger RNA of Wickerhamiella sorbophila, 435 nucleotides long. RefSeq lists its product as hypothetical. Bases 1 to 435 code for a protein of 144 amino acids. The record is from RefSeq and is a predicted model, not a curated record. The transcript has a single exon. Gene Ontology annotation, biological process: translational initiation. Lineage: Eukaryota; Fungi; Ascomycota; Dipodascomycetes; Dipodascales; Trichomonascaceae. Gene Ontology annotation, cellular component: nucleus. Gene Ontology annotation, molecular function: translation initiation factor activity.